UUAGAUGUACACCACUUUUUCGGUAUGAAGAGGAUAACAAAGUGGGGUAAAUUAUAUAAAACACGCAACGAUUCGGACUCAAGUUCGGUCCUGGAAAACUUCAAUGGCAAGCUACCUAUGCUCCCUCUGGAAGUCUUGGAGGAGAUACUGCUGAAUGUACAUCCACACCAGGUGGUGUGUGUCUGUCGACUGGUCUGUCAUGAGUGGAAAGAAGUAGUAGAUAGUGAUUCUCUUUGGAGAGAGAGGUGCCGAAGAGAGGGAUACCAGACACAUGAUGCCACUAAACUACCUGAAGACUGGCGUUUAUUUUACUUCUUGUGUAAGAAGAGACGUAAUCUUAUCAAAAACCCCGCAGCAGAGGAUAAAUUCAAUGGCUGGCAGAUCAUGAAGAAUGGAGGGGAUCAAUGGAACAUAGAGUCAGGGGACCUUAAUAACACGGUCACAAAAUACUUUGUGACUUCUUACGCGACCUGCAUGAAGUCUCAGCUGAUUGACUUGGAGGAAGAGGGUUACAGGCCUUCUUUAAUGGAUGCCUUUCAGCCUGCCAUAGUAAUAUCUGACUGGUAUGCUCCACGCUGGGACUGUGGCUCUGAAUAUGAGAUCUGUGUUGAGUUGCUAAAUCAAAAGAAGAAGCCAAUUAGGAAGUUUAGUCCAGAUGCUGUCAUCUUUCAACAGUGGAAUGAUCAGAAAUGGAAUCAGAUGACUCAUGUGUUCAAGAAUUAUGGACCAGGAGUGCGAUACAUCCGAUUCAUUCAUGGGGGAAAGGACACUCAGUUCUGGGCCGGCUGGUAUGGAAUAAGGGUCACCAACAGUAGCGUCGAGAUCUGCCCAUCAGUGGACAGAUAGCUUUCGGGGUGUUGCCAACCUCUCAAGAGGUUACAUGUGAACGUUGUGCCUACUUGAAAGCUUUACUUUAGCAUCUGAAAUCUCCCUUAGAAUACUUUUGUGUAUACCUUGUUUCAGCUUUUCUGUCUUGGGCAAUAUGUUGUUUCUCUGUUGAUAUAGUCUAUUUUGGCUGUAGAAUAUAUAAUUUGUGUCCAUCUCUGAAUUGUACAGACCAAUACAAAUAUGCACUGUAUAUGCUUGGAAUACAUUGAAGCCAUAAAGACAGACAGACCAAGGAGAGAAAGGAAAGUGCUAACUUGAAUGUAAUUUCGUAUGUAUAUAAACGUCUGACCCACUUUGACAAAUGCCACACUAAACGUUUGCAAUCUUUUGGUUGAACUCACCUACUUUUCUUAACAUGUAUAAGAAUGUAAUUGUUAACAUGUACAGUGCCAGUCAAAAGUUUGGACACACCUACUCAUUCCAGCUUUUUAAUUAUUUUGUACAUUGUUGAAUAAUAGUGAAGACAUCAAACUAUGAAAUAGCACAUAUCGAAUCAUGUAACAACCAAAUAACGUGUAAACUAAAUCUAAUGUAUUUGAGAUUCUUCAAAGUAGCCACCCUUUGCCUUGAAGACAGCUUUGCACACUCUUGGAAUUCUCUCAACCAGCUUCAUGCAUUUCAAUUAACAGGUGUGCCUUGUUAAUUUGUAAGGGCCUCCCGGGUGGCGCUGUGCCACCAGAGACUCUGGGUUCGCACCCUGGCUCUGUCGCAGCCGGCCGCGACCGGGAGGUCUUUGGGGCGACGCACAUUUGGCCUAGCAUCGUCCGGGUUAGGGAGGGUUUGGCCAGUAGGGAUAUCCUUGUCUCAUCGCGCACUAGCAACACCUGUGGCUGGCCGGGCGCAGUGCACGCUAACCAGGUCGCUAGGUGUUUCUUCUUUCCUUCCGGGUUGGAUGCGCGCUGUGUUAAGAAGCAAUGCGGCUUGGUUGGAUUGUUUCGGAGGACGCGUGGCUUUCGACCUUCGUCUCUCCCGAGCCCAUACAGGAGUUGUAGCGAUGAGACAAAAUAGUAGUUACUAACAAUUGGAUACCACGAGAAAAGGGGGUAUAAAAUAAAAAAGUGAAUUUGUGGAAUUUCUUUCCAUAAUGCGUUUGAGACAAUUAGUUGUGCUGUGACAAGGUAAGGAUUGUGUGUUGUAAAAGCCCAAAUCUGUAUUAUGGCAAGAACAGCUCAAAUAAGCAAAGAGUAACUACAGUCCAUCAUUACUUGUGAUUUUUGGUUCCAACUACUGUGUGAGACUCAGAGUAGGUGAACGGGUGAUAUCUGCAUGUGUGGUUCCCACAGUGAAGCAUGGAGGAGGAGGUGUGGAGGUGCUUUGCUGGUGACACUGAUUUAUUUAGAAUUUAAGGCACACUUAACCAGCAUGGCUACCACAGCAUUCUGCAGUGAUACGCAAAGUAUAAUUUGUUUAUCAACAGGACAAUGACUCAACACACCUCCAGGCUGUGUAAGGGCUACUUGACCAAGAAGGAGAGUGAUGGAAUGCUGCAUCAGAUGACCUGCCCUCCUCCCAAUUGAGAUGGUUUGGGAUGAGUUGGAAAAGCAGCCAACAAGUGCUCAACAUAUGUGGGAACACCAACACUGUUGGAAAAGCAUUCCAGAUGAAGCUGGUUGAGAGAAUGCCAAGAGUGCGCAAAGCUGUUAAAGUAAAGGGUGGCUACUUUUGAAGAAUAUAAAAUAUAUUUUGUUUUGUUUAACACUUUUUUGGUUAUCACAUGAUUCCAUAUUUUAUUUCGUAGUGUUGACGUCUUCACUAUUAAUCUACAAUGUAGAAAAUAAAAAACCUUGACUGCUACUGUAUAUUGAGAAAAUACACAGAUUGCAUGGUGCACUGCAUAAGGAUAAGGAUAUACAGUGCAUUCGGAAAGUAUUCAGACAUAGAAAUGUUUCCAAAUGUAGAUUUUGUUUUAAACAUACCUCAUGUAAAUAAGUAUUGAGGCAUUUUGCUAUGAUGUUCAAAAUUGAGCUCCGGUGCAUCCUGUUUCCAGUGAUCAUCCUUGAGAUGUUUCUACAACUUGAUUGGAGUCCACCUGCGGUAAAUUCAAUUGAUUGGACAUGAUUUGGAAAGGCACACGCCUAUCUAUAUAAGGUCCCACAGUUCACAGUGCAUGUCAGAGCAAAAACCAAGACAUGAGGUUGAAGGAAUUGUCUGAAGAGCUCCGAGACAGGAUUGUGUCAUGGCACAGAUCUGGGGAAGGGCACCAAAACAUUUCUGCAGCAUUGAAGGUCCUCGAGAACACAGUGGCCUCCAUUCUUAAAUGCAAUAGUACAGAGAGAUCCUUGAUGAAAACCUGCUCCAGAGCGCUCAGGACCUCAGACUGGGGGGCGAAGACAACCAAAACAACGCAGGAGUGGCUUUGUGACAAGUUUUUGAAUGUCCUUGAACGGCCCAGCCAGAGCCUGGACUUGAACCCGAUAGAACAUAAAAUCGCUGUGCAGCGACGCUCUCCAUCCAACCUGACAGGAUCUGCAGAGAAGAAUGGGAGAAACUCCCCAAAUACAGGUGUGCCAAACUUGUCAUAACCAAGAAGACUCGAGGCUGUAAUCGCUGCCAAAGAUUGAGGGGGGGGACUGGGACGAUUUAAACCAUUUUAGAAUAAGGCUGUAACGUAACAAUGUGGGAAAAGUCAAGGGGUCUGAUUACUUUCCAAAUGCAUGAAGAUUGUGUUUGAACCUGUAAUACAUUAAAAUAAAGUAUGCCAAUUUGGUUAUGUACUGCUAUCAUGUGGAAAUGACUUUUCAUGCUUUGUCUCUUGAGGUAAUAAAUACAUUUAAGUGUACUGUC
Molecule: messenger RNA, 3672 nt
Organism: Oncorhynchus masou masou (cherry salmon)
Lineage: Eukaryota; Metazoa; Chordata; Actinopteri; Salmoniformes; Salmonidae
Product: F-box only protein 6-like
Exons: 6
Coding region: 25-846 (273 amino acids)
Biological process (GO): glycoprotein catabolic process; SCF-dependent proteasomal ubiquitin-dependent protein catabolic process
Cellular component (GO): cytoplasm; SCF ubiquitin ligase complex
Molecular function (GO): ubiquitin protein ligase activity; protein binding
Source: RefSeq, a predicted model, not a curated record